Messenger RNA from Centruroides sculpturatus (bark scorpion), 1294 nucleotides. RefSeq names its product beta-1,3-galactosyltransferase 1-like. The record is from RefSeq and is a predicted model, not a curated record. The coding region runs from base 34 to 1014 and encodes 326 amino acids. NCBI's taxonomy places the organism in Eukaryota, Metazoa, Arthropoda, Arachnida, Scorpiones, Buthidae. Gene Ontology annotation, molecular function: hexosyltransferase activity. The transcript has 2 exons. Gene Ontology annotation, cellular component: membrane.
AUCCGUCUCAUUACAUUACGGAAAUUUUAUUUCAUGUUGAUGAUUUCUACAGGAAUUAUAUUUAUUUUCAUAAUGAACGGUCAACAUAUACCCACAUCUUACUUACAAGCAAUUGUAUCAGAUACUUCAAGCAUCUUUAAUAAUUCAAAAUUGAAGCAUCUCAAACAAUUAAACUUGUUCAGGUUACUGAACAUAAAUCAAUCUAUAAAAAACAAUAUUCAUGAAACCACAGAAAUAUCCAGUGUACAUUAUGAAAGGUAUCAUCAAACAGGUUACUACAGUUCGUGUUUAGAAUAUAAAAUUAAUCAACCGAAUAAAUGCAAGCAAGUUAACUAUUCAAUAGCCUUUAUAAUCCCAUCAACUGCUGGAAGAAUCUCUGAAAGAAAUGCGAUUAGAGAAACAUGGGGUGGUUACGCUAAGGAGGCUGGUAUACCAGUAUUAUUCCUGCUUGGGAGACCAUUUUUGCAGCAUCAACAGAAGUAUAUCGAGAUGGAAAACGCGCUGCAUCAAGAUAUCGUUCAAGUGAAAUGCAUAGAUACGUAUCGUAACUUAUCACUAAAAAGUGUGGCCAUGAUGAAAUGGGUUUCCGAGUAUUGCUUUAACACAGCUUAUAUUCUGAAAGCUGACGACGACAUGUUAAUAAAUGUAAAUCGUUUGUUACAAACUUUCUAUAAUGAAAAUUAUAAAAGGACAAUAUUUGGUAGAAUUAUGAGUGACCUUGCUCCUCAUCGCCUCAAGAAAAAUUCUGCUAAAAUUCUGUACGAAACUAGCCUCGAACUACCUUAUCUACAUUUAGAAGACGUUUUUAUGACAGGGGUAGUGGCAGAUAAAGCAGGCAUUAAACGUGUUGCUAAUAAUGAAUUUAAGAACGAUCAUAGAAGAUUGACUUUUCAUAGUUUUAAUAGGCUUAUAUCCGCUCACGAAUAUUCUCCUCGUACGUUACAUCAGAUUUGGAAAACUGUAACUCGGUUUCCACAGUUAUUUUCUUUCUUUUCAGAUCACAGAAAAAAUUAGUAAUUACACAAAGAGAAUCAAUUAAGAAUAACAUUAUUUUAAAAGUACAUGCCAUUAAAUAUGCCAUCACAUAUGUACAAUUCAUGUCAUUUUCUGUAAGCAUUUUGUGUAUAUAAGUACUGUACAUAUAUUAUUUGUAUUUCAUAAAUUUUAUGUAAAAGUAAAUACAAAUGACCUCCCUUUAUAACAUUGUUCGAAUUUUUAUGAUCAAAUAAGGAUAUUGAUCAUAAGAAUUCCUGUUUUAGUACAUUUUACACAACAAGUAAAGUCAAACCUCCAA